AUGGGGCAUCAAGCCCGCAGGUUACGAGAACAUCACCGCCAGAGGCCGUCGCAUCGCAACGCAUACUUCAGUCCCACUGGUCCGCCUAUUCCGUUCAGUGGCUCACGCUUGAAGCGGCCUCCUCCCCGGGUCUCAGCGUCUGCCUUCCCCGAUGACGCCCCAUGGGAUGACCGCCAACAGCUCUGUCCUGGACAAGAGCAUAUUGUGCCGGUGCACAAGGUUUCCUGUACAUUUUUACCAUCGCCAAAGAGUUACCGCAGCGACGACUUCGAGAACACAUACAGUCCAGGGCCUAUGCUAGAUCAAUCUUCGCCACGGCUGCGCGCAUGGAACCAGUUCACUGACCCCAACAACACCACCGUCUUUAUUGGCGGUCUCUCCGGCUACGUCACCAAGGACGAGCUCCGCUCCUUCUUCCAGGGCUUUGGCGAGAUUACAUAUGUUAAGACACGCCCAGGCGAGGAUGAGUUGGUGGAGUGGAUGAUGAGAAGUAUCGAAGGAAACCCUCCUUGGUGUUGCGGUAGAUAUAAUUUAUACUUGUUUGAUACCUAUUCGGUCCCUUUUGCCUGCGUGAUAUGA
Alternaria arbusti is the source of this 579-nucleotide messenger RNA. RefSeq lists its product as uncharacterized. The transcript has 3 exons. Gene Ontology annotation, molecular function: RNA binding. Lineage: Eukaryota; Fungi; Ascomycota; Dothideomycetes; Pleosporales; Pleosporaceae. Bases 1 to 579 code for a protein of 192 amino acids. The record is from RefSeq and is a predicted model, not a curated record.